Daldinia vernicosa is the source of this 995-nucleotide messenger RNA. RefSeq lists its product as uncharacterized. Lineage: Eukaryota; Fungi; Ascomycota; Sordariomycetes; Xylariales; Hypoxylaceae. The transcript has a single exon. The record is from RefSeq and is a predicted model, not a curated record. The coding region runs from base 228 to 845 and encodes 205 amino acids.
UUCCAGGGAACGACUAGACUCUUCUUAUCUCUCGCGGAGGAGGAGGGGCUUAUGACGAAUUGUCUUGGGAAAAGCUUUUUGUAUAAAUGUGGGUGAUGACGGCGACGAUCAGGGCAUGUUUUGAGAAUAUUAUCAAACAGACCGACAGCAACAUUGCAACGGCAUCAAAUACUUGAUUAUUAGAUACCUGCCUAUACUUCAAUCUUCGCUCGGAAAAGCAGUUCGCCAUGUACCGUGUUGGCAUUACCGCCCUAGCCCUCGCGGCUUUGGCCUCCGCAGCCCCCAUCUCCGAGCCGUCGAAGACUACGGAGCAGAGGGAUUUUAUCAUUCCCGACCCGAGCGGCUGGCUCCCAGGAUCGGGCAGCCCGCCACCGCCGACCUUCACCCUCCUACCUCCCAUCACCGGAGGCUUGGAGCCGUCGACUAAGAAGCGCCAGGACACCGGCGUGAUCCUCCCACCUAUCACCGGCGGCCUCGACCCGUCCGACAAGAAGAAGCGACAGGACACGAUCGGAAUCGGCGACGGAAGCUCUGACCCUGUUAAGGCACACAUCAAGGCUCUGGAGCUCGAGUACGAGGCUUUGAUUCACAACUUCGGCACGAACCCGCCCAAGCCAGUUGCCAAGCGCAUCGCCUCCAUCAAGGACGAGCUCCUGACCAAGUACGGCAUCAAGAUCAUCCAGUCGCCCGACGGCACCACGACCACCUUCGUGCCCGGCAAGCGAAGCGUCGUCGACAACGACUACGUUCCCGGCGGCCCCUUCUUCCCUCUACCGGGCUUUCCCGGUGGUCCGGUCACCCCGGACCCCGUAGUCCCGGGCGGCCCUAUCGAGGUCAGCGACUAGACGGAGGCGCAGCAGCAGCAGCCGGAGAGUGGGGGAUUCCCGUACCUACUGAAUAGGGGCGGGUGUUGGUUGGGUGGAGGGAGCUUUUUCCUUGUACGAAAGAACGUCGAACGCGAAAAAGAAAAACCGAGCGAAGGGAUCUAGGGGCGC